AUUGCUUGCGAGGAAAUGGAGAACACAACCAUGUACUUGGUGAUGGCUGUCUUUAUCUUUGGAUAUACUGUUGCUGGUUCAGCAAUGCAUGACCAUGGUCAUGCAGCUGGUGACAAAUUUCUGAAGAAUGAAAGUGAUUCUUUUGUGGGAUCAUUGCGAGCGAGAAAUGGUCCAAUGCCUUGGGUAGGAACUACAGGGCGACUGUGCAAAAGAUCUGACGGUACCAAAUGCCAGUUCUCCAGCUGCGGGUUAGGGCGUCUUCUUCCAAAAUGUGCCAUUGGAUUCGCAAGGGGUGUCAAAGGCGGGCGAAAAGGACUGUCUUAUACAGUCACCAGAUCUGAUGAUAACCCCACAAAUCCUGCUCUUGGUACAUUGCGUUAUGCUGUGAGCCUCUACUCUGCCAGCCCUAGAGGAGUGUGGAUCACCUUCUCCCAUGACAUGAAAAUUCAGCUAAAACAAAUGCUGCAUGUCUAUAAUCGAACAACCAUAGAUGGCAGGGGAGUGAGGGUAACCAUCACUGGAUAUUCAAUUGAGCUGAACAAAGUCCAAGAUGUUAUUCUUCAUAACCUUCAAGUCAGUGACAUCAACUCUGAUACAGUUCACAUAUUUGAAUCCAAAAGGGUCUGGGUUGAUCAUUUAACUUCCUUUAAUGGCCAAAGAGGUUUGGUAUCUGCUGUUCAGGGUUCUACUGAUAUUACUAUUUCAAAUUGUCGUCUGUCAAAUAAUCACUACAAUAUGUUAUUGGGUAAAGAUGAUUCAGACACAAUUGACAAACAAAUGCGAGUCACUGUGUAUAGAAACUGGUUCAAAGAUACAGACCAACGCAAUCCUCACUGCAGGUGGGGAUACUGUCAUGUUGUGAACAAUCUAUAUGAAAACUGGGGAUCAUAUGCAAUUGGGGCAAGAGUUCAUGCACAGAUAUACUCAGAGAAGAAUGUAUUUGUACCUGGAAAAGACUCUGAAGUAACUGAAUGGUACCCGGGGUAUGAACUUAAGUGGGACACCACUCCUAAGAUCCAGUCCAAUGGUGACCUACUUCUAUAUGGGGCUACAUUUCAUCAAUUCCUCUACAAUGGGCCUGUGGUUGCUCCUCCUUACAAAAACCACAGGCAGUAUCCUCCUGUCAUUAGCACAGGAAAACUACCACGUCUUCUUGGUUACUGCUCUGGUGUUCUUCUCAAAGAAAGUGUCCGUUCUUGCCUUCUGCGUGGAUAAACGACAGUAAUUGUUUAAUGGGUUUGAAGUGAAAAAAGUUGAUUGUGCAAUUAUUUGUAUGAUGUUUAAACGUUGUUUCAUGUCACUCUAAGGAUCGAAGAUUUUGUUGUUUCCAGAACAGUACUAUGGGUAGCUCUCCUUACUAUGCAUAGCUCUCUUUAUUAUGCAUUUCUUAUUGUGACAUGAAAAUAUUGUACGCCUUACUAUGCAUAGUUGCGGAUUGUUUGGUCAAGAGGAUUUUCAAUCAAAUGAAGGAUUGAAAUUUUGUAAA
Cryptomeria japonica (Japanese cedar) is the source of this 1486-nucleotide messenger RNA. Its product is annotated as putative pectate lyase 21. Lineage: Eukaryota; Viridiplantae; Streptophyta; Pinopsida; Cupressales; Cupressaceae. Bases 16 to 1215 code for a protein of 399 amino acids. The record is from RefSeq and is a predicted model, not a curated record. The transcript has 3 exons. Gene Ontology annotation, molecular function: pectate lyase activity.